Molecule: messenger RNA, 2058 nt
Organism: Molossus molossus (Pallas's mastiff bat)
Lineage: Eukaryota; Metazoa; Chordata; Mammalia; Chiroptera; Molossidae
Gene: UBE2J2
Product: ubiquitin conjugating enzyme E2 J2
Exons: 7
Coding region: 164-943 (259 amino acids)
Source: RefSeq, a predicted model, not a curated record
AUCUUGGAACUGAAGCGGCGGCGGCGGCGCUGCGGCGGUGCGGUGGGCUCGGUCCCGGGGCGGUGCGGCUCUCCGGCGCGGGCCCCACUCUCCGCUCCCUGCUCCGGCCUCGACCACGGCGAGCCCGAGCGCGGCGGCGGCCCACGCGCGGCGACGGGGAGAGAUGAGCAACAACAGCAAUAAGAGAGCUCCAACCACAGCCACCCAGCGACUGAAACAGGACUACCUUCGAAUUAAGAAAGACCCGGUGCCUUACAUCUGUGCUGAGCCCCUCCCUUCCAAUAUUCUUGAGUGGCACUAUGUGGUCCGAGGCCCUGAGAUGACUCCUUAUGAAGGUGGCUGUUACCAUGGAAAACUGAUUUUUCCCAGAGAAUUUCCCUUUAAACCUCCUAGUAUUUAUAUGAUAACCCCCAAUGGAAGAUUCAAGUGCAACACGAGGCUGUGUCUCUCCAUCACUGACUUCCACCCAGACACCUGGAACCCGGCCUGGUCCGUCUCCACCAUCCUGACUGGGCUGCUGAGCUUCAUGGUGGAGAAGGGCCCCACCCUGGGCAGCAUAGAGACAUCGGACUUCACGAAAAGACAACUGGCCGCACAGAGUUUAGCAUUUAAUUUAAAAGACAAAGUCUUCUGUGAAUUGUUUCCUGAAGUUGUGGAGGAAAUUAAACAGAAGCAAAGAGCACAAGAAGAGCUCAGCAGCAGGCCCCAGGCGCUCCCCCUCCCCGACGUGGUUCCAGAUGGGGACACGCACCACGGCCAGAACGGGCUUCAGCUCCUCAACGGGCACGCGCCGGGGGCAGGGCCACACCUGGCGGGGCUGCAGCAGGCCAACCGGCACCAUGGACUCCUGGGCGGCGCCCUGGCGAACUUGUUUGUCAUAGUUGGGUUUGCAGCCUUCGCUUACACGGUCAAGUAUGUGCUGAGGAGCAUAGCACAGGAGUGAGCUGCACCACCACCCACCGCGCAGGUGGUCGGAACGAGGGACGCCGGGCCCAGGCUUGACGCUGGCUGGAUGCGCCAUCGAGCACAGGGCGGACCGCCUGACCCUGGGUUAGCUUUUUAAAAACCGUUAAGAAGAAAACAAAAACCAAAGUGUGUGGUUUGGAUUUGGAGCAUACAGACGUGAGUUCCCAGACCCCUGUCCUCGCCCUAGGUCUCGGGGGCUGUGGAGCCCAGGGUUCGAGGAGGAGGGCCUCACGCUUUGGUUAGACCUUAUCUCCUGUGUUGUCUUUUGGACUUGUUUUAGUAAACCUGUUUUUCAUUUUAUAGAUUUGGUCACUGAAAACUAUAAAACUCGAUGCCUAUGAAAUACUCUGUGUGCAUUCUUAGUCCAGUGGAGCUCUGACCCCCCGGCUAGGGGCCGGCCCCACGGCUGUCCUCAGCCAUGUGGGCCUAGUGAUGGGGCCGGGGCUGGCUGGGCAGGGACUGCCCUGUGGGUCCAGGACCGGGGUUUGGUUCACUUAGAGUGAAGCAGUUUCCUUCCAGAAAAGCCUCUGGCUGCAGUUCAAGUUAGGAGUCUGCUCACUGACCACAAGGUGUCGCCUUUUACUUACAGAUAAGGCAGAGGGGCGGAGCCGCUGGUCCUGGGGCCUCAGCCUCCUCCAGGCUCCUGGUGCCCCCAGAGCCUUUGCUCUGAAUUCCUUGGGUCCAGGUGGCCCAGAAGCCCCGUCCUGUGCUCUGGAGGCCCCACCAGCCGGAAAGGGGUCCCCACCUGACAGACGGGCUCUGUGCACUUUGGGGCUUCCCUCACACUUGGGCAAAAUCUUGGGUUGACCCAAAAGGUAGGUUCUCUGUCCCCUUCGCACAGGGGUUGCCCAUCAGGUACUGGCCCUGCCUGGAAGGUCACACAGGGCCUGGGCCUCGCAAGGGAAAGGCUGCCUGUGGGCAUCGCCUCGGUUUGGGCUGACAGCCCCGGACACCUCCCGUCCCCCACCUGUGCGUGCUGGUUCACGGGGAGCCGCGACGACACCUCCCACCCUCCACCUGUGCGUGCUGGUUCACGGGGAGCCGAGACGACACCUCCUGCCCUCCACCUGUGCGUGCUGGUUCACGGGGAGC